Pieris rapae (cabbage white) is the source of this 3132-nucleotide messenger RNA. Its product is annotated as armadillo repeat-containing protein 8-like. NCBI's taxonomy places the organism in Eukaryota, Metazoa, Arthropoda, Insecta, Lepidoptera, Pieridae. Gene Ontology annotation, molecular function: protein binding. Gene Ontology annotation, cellular component: GID complex. The transcript is spliced from 14 exons. The record is from RefSeq and is a predicted model, not a curated record. Gene Ontology annotation, biological process: proteasome-mediated ubiquitin-dependent protein catabolic process. The coding region runs from base 223 to 2220 and encodes 665 amino acids.
AAUCAUUUAUCUGACUUUGGCACCUGGAUUUGAAGACAGAAAAUUGAAAUUAAUUGAAGUUUCGUUUUUGAAGAAGGACGAAAGUUGAAAUACGAAGGUUAGAAAUUAGUGUUUAGUAAUCGACUGCAGACAGCAAAAAGUUGCAUUCUGUAAGACGUUACAGUAGUUUUCAGUUAUUCAGAAUAAAUUUAUAACCGCUCUACCGCGGAGAAAAUUCAAAUCAUGCAGCAGUUAACAAUUUUCAUGGAUAUUGAAAGUUCUCGCUCGUAUAUCGACGAAUUAUAUUCUGCGGACGAGACGAAGAUUUUAGAGGCUCUAAUUGCGUUGAAGAAUUCAGUUAUAGGCAGUAACCGCCAGAAGUCUUCGGUUAUUCAACAAGGCAUAGUACCAAGGCUGCUCCAGUUAAUGUCUGAGCAGAACUGGGAUCCUAACAUUAGAUUAGAGGCCACUAUUACUAUUGGUUCCUUAGCAAAAGGCACAUCAGAUAAUGUUACUGCAUUAGUUGAACAAGGUGCAGCAGUGGCUCUUGUGGAGAUAUUGAAAGAUGUGCCAAUAGGAACAAAAUUGGCUGAAGCAAGCCUUUGUGCUUUAAGAAGUAUAUUCCUUAAUCCUCCGGCACCAAUAUCUGCCUUGCCAUCUGAGAUGAGACUACUGUCACGGUUGACUCUCAAGAAAUUUGUUACAGAAAUAGCAAGAGAGGGCUCACCUACCGCACGUGCUUGUGUAGUCCGUAUACUAUCAAUAUGGUGUGGAGGUCCUAUAGAACAGGAAGCAUUAUGCGCUGCAGGUGCUUGUAAUGCAAUAGCAGCACUGCUGGCACCUAAAGGCACAUCACCUCCACCUUUAGCAAGAGCCUUGCCGGCAUUGGAUUUGUUAGCUGCAAUGUGUUUUGAAAAUGCUAAUGUUUCUCAAGUUGCAUUGAAUACUAGAUAUGGAGACAAAACGAUUCCUGAACUUUUGACUCUCCUAGUGUCAAGAGAUAAACCUUUGCCUGUAGCGAUGGGUGCUGCCCGUUGUCUUACUUUUAUACAUAGAGCUGGAGCAAUACCAGCUGAUGAUAGCAGAGUGGUAUUUGGGGCGCUGCCAUGCCUUGCUCGACUUUGUACCAAAGACAUGCCCGAAGACAUUAGAGCAACGGCGGCUGAAACGCUGGCGUAUUUGGCCGAAGUAGACACAUCACUCCAAAGACUAGCUGCGAUAUCAAAUCACCUCAUGACCUCGCUCGCGGACAUAGUAAAUUGUCCGUCGCCAGCGGCGAAGCAGGGCGCUUUCAAAUGUUUCGCCUCACUCGGCGCAAACGCAGAGGAUAUUAGGAAAAGAAUUAUCGAAACGCAUGGUUUAAUGGUUCAUGUCGUUAACGGAAUGAAUAAUCCGGAACCGUCGGUAAGGUUAGCGGCGGUCCGAUGUCUCCAUUCUCUCUCGAGAUCCGUCCAACAGUUGAGAACAACAUUUCAGGAUCACUCAGUCUGGCGCCCCCUGAUGCAGCUGUUAAGUGAGUCUCCAGGCACCGAACUCCUCACAGUUGGCUCAUCGACCCUCUGCAACCUACUGCUGGAAUUCUCACCCGCCAAGGAGCCCAUGUUAGAUCAAGGCGUCGUAGAGAUGCUUUGUAACCUAACGAAGAGGCCGGAAGCGGCGCUUCGCCUUAACGGAAUAUGGGCACUUAUGAAUAUGGCUUUUCAGGCGGAACAAAAGGUGAAGCAACGAAUAUUAAGCUGUUUGGGCACAGAGCAAAUGUUCCGUCUCUUAGGUGAUAGUGAUACACGUGUUAUUAUGAAGACUUUGGGUUUAUUACGCAACUUACUGUCGACGAGGCAACAUAUUGAUGCUAUUAUGAGCGAAUUCUCUUCGCAGGUCAUGCAGGCUGUGAUAGUGGUAUUAGAAGGUUCAUAUCCGGCGGAAGUGAAGGAACAAGCGUUAUGCAUACUCGGUAAUAUCGGGGAUGGAGAGAAAGCAAAGGAUUUUAUUAUGGCCAAUGAAGAUGUUCUCAGAAAGUUGGUGGAUUAUUUGGCGCAUCCUGAGAGCAAACUCCAAGAAGCGGCCUUGUUCGUUGCCGGCAAUUUGGUCUGGAAAGGCGAAGCCGGGUGUGCGGCGAGGCAAGCGAGGCUCGCGGAGUUGGGCGUUCUUCGGGCGCUUAAACUCCUGCGACAAAGGCCGGAUGCCGCACAUCUGCAUGAUAAAGUCAAAACCGCCCUGGCACAAUUCAACGAGUUGACAUAAGCUUUAUAUGUUGUGAAGUUUUGUUUCUCCCUGUUACUUAGUCAUCAAGUCAUACUAGUUUUAUUUUGACCUCUAGUACCUACUUCAUUAAUAUAAACUGAAUCAGUCUGAACAAUAUUCUUUCGUCUCUUUCUGUCAAACUAUGUUAACGCUGUGAUGAAAAGGGACGUUUCUAUAUACCGAAUGUAUAUCUGAUCAAAGAUAGAAAAUCACAACUUACUAAAUGAUUUAUAGUUACCAAGAUUAGCUUAGGUCUUAUAUGGGUAGGCUUCAACAGUUUUAUAUUUCUUCCAGUUUAUUAGGAAAAUUAUAAUAUAAUAUAUUCUAUAUAUAAUAAGUAUCUAAUCGAUACUUAAAACGUAUAUAAUAUAUUCUAUAUAUAAUAAGUAUCUAAUCGAUACUUAAUGUAUCGGUAUACUAUAAAGAUGUGGUACAAAAUAUACGUGUAUUUUUAAGAUUUUAAAAACGUAAGAGUGGAUAAGAAAAAUUGCAAGAACGUCUUGUUUUGUUAUUUUUUGAUAGACUGUGCCUAAAGAUAACCGGCAUGGUGGUUAUGCGUACUAUACGUAUUUUUUAAAUUGUUUCAUGUUAAGUAUCAAGACUAUGGAAUUAUAAUGACUUGAAUAUUAACAGUGUUGUUAACAUAACAAAAAGGUUUUCCCACAAUCCUUCUACAUACUUCUGCAUAAACUACAAAAAAUAGAAAGUGGAGUCGCUUAUAACUAUACUACGAAGUGAUUUUAUGAAAGGAUAUAGAUCUUUUACAUUGAGACAAUCCUUUGGGAUUUAAUGUUCCUAAUUUAUUACGAUCCUAAACUAAUUAAAUAAAGAAUUAAAAAAAACUCACACACGACGAUAGUUUGAUUAUUUGUUCGACUAGAUUAAAUCCGGUAUUCAUAAUUAAUAAGUUCA